AUGUCUGGACCCUCGUUAGCCCCGUAUAUCCUGAAGCGGCCAUGGCUCAAGAGAUGGAUGAUGCCGCUGGCAAACUGGUACGCCGACGCUGCCGGGUACAGAAGACUAGGUCUUCGCGCAGACGACUUGAUCCCCGAAGAGAACGACACCGUGCAGCUCGCGCUCAAGCGACUGCCGCCAAAGGAAGCAUACGAUCGAGUUUUCCGCCUGCGACGAGCUUUCCAAUGCUCCUUGGCUCAUCAACUAUUACCUCCUGCGGAACAGACAAAGCCUGAAGAGGACCGACCUUAUUUGAGCCCCAUCAUUGCAGAAAUCGAAGCCGAGUUGAAGGAGCGUGCGGAUCUGGACUCUAUGAUAGUUGAGCGGAAAAAGUGA
Exophiala spinifera is the source of this 375-nucleotide messenger RNA. RefSeq lists its product as uncharacterized. Gene Ontology annotation, biological process: mitochondrial electron transport, ubiquinol to cytochrome c. Bases 1 to 375 code for a protein of 124 amino acids. Lineage: Eukaryota; Fungi; Ascomycota; Eurotiomycetes; Chaetothyriales; Herpotrichiellaceae. The transcript is spliced from 4 exons. The record is from RefSeq and is a predicted model, not a curated record.